This is a messenger RNA of Staurois parvus, 371 nucleotides long. The record is from the annotation of a GenBank genome assembly. Lineage: Eukaryota; Metazoa; Chordata; Amphibia; Anura; Ranidae.
UCCCCUCCCGAUCAUGUGAUUCAGGUGUUCCAAUCCCCUCCAUAUCAUGUGAUUCAGGUGUUCCAAUCCCCUCCAUAUCAUGUGAUUCAGGUGUUCCAAUCCCCUCCAUAUCAUGUGAUUCAGGGGUUCCAAUCCCCUCCCGAUCAUGUGAUUCAGGUGCUCCCAUCCCUUCCAUAUCACGUGAUUCAGGUGUUCCAAUCCCCUCCCAAUCAUGUGAUUCAGGUGUUCCAAUCCCUUCCAUAUCAUGUGAUUCAGGUGCUCCAAUCCCCUCCAUAUCAUAGUCAUUAGCUAAAGACCUCCAAACUUGGUGUGGCCUUCAGAUGAGCCCAACAACAGUGCGUAGAGAGCUUCAUGGAAUGGGUUUCCAUGGC